This is a messenger RNA of Schistosoma mattheei, 983 nucleotides long. The record is from the annotation of a GenBank genome assembly. NCBI's taxonomy places the organism in Eukaryota, Metazoa, Platyhelminthes, Trematoda, Strigeidida, Schistosomatidae.
AUGCCGGAUUCGGAACAUUUAUUGUUCAUUAAAAAACGGUUAAAUUUGUGGCACGGUAUAAUGACUGAACUAAAUAUUGGGGCUCAUUGUUCUGAAAAGGAUUGCAGACAGUUGGAUUUUCUACCCAUUCAUUGUGAACACUGUGAUCGUGUCUUUUGUAAAAUUCAUAGUUCAAUUACUGCACAUAAUUGUCCAAUUUCAAGUUCAACCUACAAAUGUCAUCAAUCUUCAAGUCAAUUUCGUUCUGAUGAUGCUAAUGAUAAUAUCUGCGAUUAUCAUUUAUGUAAUGAAAGACAACUAGUACUGUUAUCCUGUGAUGGAUGUUAUGGAAAUUUUUGUACCAGUCAUAAACAAAAGGAGGUUCAUCAAUGUUCAAGUUUAACUCAAUCACUUCAUCAACUGGAUAAAAUUCAACCACUUAAAACUGUUGAUCGUACUGCUUUAAAUGCUAUUUCACAUACGAUAAUUCCAACGAAAAUCAAUGACACACUAUCAGUUAAACCACUAAGUGAUCGUGCCCGCGCCACUAAAGCGAAGUUGAUUUUAUUAAAAACUAAAAUGGAAGCAUUGCCUGGUGGUCAACGUGCUAGAGAAUUACCUGAAUCAGAGAGAUUUGUUAUUCGUUUGUCAGUUAUGCCAGAGGUUCUUUCAAAAAAUAAUAUGAUUUCAGUGUAUUUUGGAAAGCGUUGGCCACUUGGAUGUAUUUUGGAUUAUGGUUGUGAACACUUUCAUUUACCCCGUGAUAAAAAAUACGGUUUGAUUCGAUUAUCCGACGAAUUAGAUGAAUACUUUGCUACUAAUUGUAGUCAACAUCAAAAUCAUAUUGUUUCAAAUUCAUUACUUGAUUUAAAUAGUUCACUCAAACAACAUGUUGGAGAGAAUUGUUUUGUUGAAGGCCAAUUACUACAGAUUGUAUGUUUACCACAAACAUAAUCAUAGUGUUUUGUUUUAAUUAUGCGUCCACUGUACAUAAUGACUUCUUC